Molecule: messenger RNA, 3282 nt
Organism: Chara braunii
Lineage: Eukaryota; Viridiplantae; Streptophyta; Charophyceae; Charales; Characeae
Source: the annotation of a GenBank genome assembly
UCGCUCGUCGCUGGUCGCUGGGGCCUGCCCUACUGUACUCCCGCCGUCGCCCAGCGUAGUACCCCGUGCUGCACCGCCUGCUCUCCACACGAUAUGUGCGAUCGCCACGUCACGCCGCACAGCAGGGAGCGGAGCGGCGGAGAGUCGGCUAGGGUGGCGUAGCAGGAGCAAGUGACAUGUCUCUCCAAGCCACGCUGUUAGUGCCUCUAUCAGGAGUGAGGGUGCCAGAAUGCCCACACGGGGAGGGCUGCUGGGGCUUGGGUGGUGGUCCCCCUCGUCCUGUCUUCGGGGAAAUAUCAGACCAUGGACCUCGAGUUGGGACCGAUUCCAAGGCCAGAACUGGGACCAGGACGAGGCACAGAACCAGGAAAAUGACAUUGUUGUUAUCAUCGGGUCACAAUGCAGUGCGACAGAGCCACAUGGCAGUUCCAAGGACCCAAAACAAAUGGGACAUGCGACGUCCGAGUACCAAAGACCGAUGGGAACUGGUCUCAAAGGUGGUUGCUCUUCCUGGGAGUAGCUUGCACGAUGAACAACGACAUUACGAGCAUGGUUAUUAUAACAAGAAUAAAGUGCGAGUGCCCCGCGUACGCCGCCAAGGCUUUGUGCCCAGUUCUCUCUACUUCAUCAAGCGAAAAUUGGAGCUGCUGGGCGGCAAUGUGAACGUGGUGAAGUGUCUCUCCCACCUUCGAGGAGGGGCUAUUAACACACCUCACGCUUCCGAUUCCUCGUCACAGAUCCACUUGGACCACUCGGAAGGAAACGAUGAAGGAGUGUCUGCAGGGAAAGAGCUGUGGAGAGGGAGUCCCAGAUUUGGCAGUGCAAGAAAGCUUGCAGCUGCAUUUGGAACAUUCUUCAUGGACCAGUACUUGCCUAUCGUUUUGAUAUCGGCCAUCGUCCUUGGGUUCUUGUGGCCGGUGCCGGGCUCAUUGAUGCGACAGCUUGGUUUCUCAAACUACAUGGUCUUCGGGAUUUUCUUCAUUUCAGGGAUGACAUUACGGGCAGGGGAAGUGAAGACGGCGUUGGCAGCAUGGAAGGCCUGGGCUUACGGAAUGGUGGCAAUCCUAGCUCUCACACCACUUGCUGGCGCCCCUAUCCUUCGUCUCCCGGUAGUGCCCAAGGAGUUCUCUGCAGGCUUAGCUGUGUUCUGCUGUAUGCCAACCACACUUUCAAGUGGCGUCUCUCUCACCCAGGCGGCCGGUGCGAACACGGCAAUCGCGUUGGGGUUAACCGUUGCGUCCAACCUGUUAGGAAUAUUUACGGUACCAUUCACCUUGUCCGCAUUAUUGGGAAGUAGUGGGGACAUAUCCCUCUCUCCCAAACCUUUGCUCAUCAGUCUUCUGCAGACCAUUCUGUGCCCCCUUCUCAUGGGACUGAUGGUGCGUUCCUUCAUUCCAGGGGCUGCUCAGAAGAUUGAUGAGAGUAAGAGACAGUUGAGCAUCAUCACGUCGACCAUGCUCAGUGCUUCGCAAGACACGAUUAACAGUACCAUUGCCCGUUGGAUGGCUUUUAUCGACCAGUUUGACUUUUUCCCCGAUCACAUUCCCGGGAAGUCAAACCGUUUUGCGGACGCCCUCUCACGGCGACCGGAUCUUUGCACCGCAGUCUACUCUACCUUCGAGAUCGACGACGACUUGCGGGAGAGCUUCAUCCGCAGCUAUCAAGUCGAGCCCCACUUUCGCGACAAGUACGCGAAUUGCUCCUCUCCGAAUCCRGUGCCUUCGCAUUAUCGGAUCCAAGAGGGCUACUUACUUGUGCAUUCACGGGGUAAGGAUCUUCWUUGUGUGCCGAAUGAUUCACACUUGCGCACACGGCUUCUUGGCGAGUUUCACGAUGCGCCCGCCGCCGGACAUUUUGGUGUCAACCGUACACUUGGCCGACUUCGCCAGCGGUUCUAUUGGCCCGACCUUCUCAAGGACGCCACCCGCUAUUGUGAGUCGUGCGAAGUCUGUCGGCGUUGCAAGGCACGCAACCAUCAUCCGUUCGGUGAGCUACACCCAUUACCAGUGCCCCUUGGGCGACGGGAAGCAAUUGCUAUGGAUAUCAUCGGCCCCAUCCCAAAGCACAAGACCGGCGUUGAUGGGAUCCUCACGGUUGUCGACCGCCUCACCAAGUACGCCAUGUUUUUGCCUUGCCACUAUCACACAAAGGCACCGGAGCUAGCCGAGGUCUUAUACACCGGUUGGAUUCGCUCCAAGGGCUACCCCAAGGAGAUCGUUUGCGACCGGGACACUCGCUUUCUCUCCGACUUUUGGGCCGCCCUCGUCAAGCGAUGGGGCUCAUCUUUGAAGCCGAGUUCGGCUCGCCACCCGCAAACCGAUGGUCAAACGGAAAGGGCGCAUCAGACCACUCAAGUCCUUCUCCGCACUCUAAUCCGUCCCGACCAGGUUGAUUGGGUUGAGCGCUUGCCAGACUUUGAGUUGGCUUACAACUCAUCGAUCCACCCGGCUAUCGGGAUGUCGCCGUUCGAGUUUGAGCAUGGUUCACCCAUCUCAUCGCCACUGGACGGUACUUUGCCGCGCACAGCUGAGAGCGACGACCAUCUUGCGUUCCUUCGUCGCAUGCAAGAGCUUCUUGUCAAGGCACGGGAUCAGAUGUCGAAGACGCAAAUACGGAUGAGCCGUCAAGCCAACCGCAAUCGCCUUCCUUGCCCGUUCCGCGCCGGCGAUCUGGUUUGGGUCUCCGCAGCGGAGUUCAGCCUUGAGCAAGACAUCUCUCGCAAGCUCCUUCCCAAGUGGAUGGGGCCUUGGCGCAUUCUCUCUGCAGCUGGUGAUGAUCCCGAGGGGCCCUCAUUCCGCAUCGCGGUGYCACCUCACUUGCYCGUCCACACGGUGUGUCUGCAUCUGUUUUACUUGGCUUCAAAUACAUUUGCUGUGAGAUUUUUGAGACUGGGAAAGAUGGGGGCUUCAACAGCAAACUUUGGUGAUGAUGGGAAUUCAAAAUCCGACGAGGAGGAGGAGGACAACGAUGACGAGGCACAGAAGGGUAUCAGUCGUGCGGUCAUUCUCGUUGCGAGUCAGAAAACUUUGCCUGUCUCAGUCGCAGUUAUUGAUCAGCUGGGCGGUGUCCUGGGCCAAGCAGGACUGCUGGUCCUUCCAUGUGUCGCGGCCCACUUUCUCCAGGUGAUUUUGGACUCCAUUCUGGUCGGAUACUGGCUGCGGAGCGACAGAUCUUCAGGCUAGAGCAUCGUCCAGACUUCAACAAGAAAUCUCAUAAGACACCAUGAUGGGAAGACGUUGUCAUUCGCAUUUUGAAACAUCGAAACAAAAGUUAAGGGGUGCA